UAAUGACCCAGUAUCUUCAAAAUAGAAUUAGGCAAUUAGGGGUAAAGUCUUUUAUCAUUUCUCUUCUGCAUAAGUCGAUAGUACAACCCUAUGCUAUAACAGCUACCGGCGACAACUGCAAUCCAGCAAUCUAUGACAACUAGGGAGAACGGCGACAACCCAGGUGACGGCGGCGACGACGGCUCCUUCCUCGGAUAUAGGCAAGCCCUAAUCUGCUCAUGGUCCAGCCCAUCUCCGGCCUAAAGCUUCGGCGUCUUCGCGCCUAACUCUCACUCCGACCGUUCGAUCGCUUCCCUCCACCCAUCUCCGGCGUAAAGCUCUUCUCGAUGCCGUGUUCCUGCUUCUCUAUCUUCUUCACAGUGAUAGCCACAAGACUUUGGGUAUUUUCUUUUUUUUUUCUUUCUUUCUUUCUCUGCACUGAGUUUUUUGGUUUAAAUACUAAAGAUUUGAUUGAAUAUGUGUUUCUUUGAAUGGGAUGUUCCAUUAUCGUGAUUCAAUUUUGUGAAUAAGAUUCAUUUUUGAGAUGAGAUGUCCCUACAGAUGAGAUGCUUUCUGAUGAAUAUUAUGAGCAAGAUGGGAAAGAGCAGAAUGAUUUAAUGCAUUAUAGAGGGUUUCCUCAUUCUUUGGGGUCUAAUUCUGAGCAACAACUAAAACCAGCUGCAGGGAAUAAGAAUACUGCAAGAUCUUCUAGAGUCUUGAAUGGCAGUGAAAAUUUUGGCGAUGGUGAUGAAGAUGACAACAAUAAUGAUGAUGCUGAUUAUGAAGAGGAUGAAGAUGAAGAUGAUCCUGAUGAUGCAGAUUUUGAACCUGAUUAUGGCAUUACAAGUGAACACACAUUGAAAAAGGAUAAAAAUUGGGGAGGUGCAGAAUCUGAAGAAGAAGAUGACAGUGAUAAUGAGCUGGAUAUGUCUGAUGAAGACGAUUUUUAUUAUGCAAGGAAAUCAAAAAGUAAACAACGUGGUAAAGGUGGACAUAUUGUUAAAUCUACCAGAGAAUGUAAAUUGUAUCAGGGAUCUGGUCAGCAGCGAAGAGGUAAAUCAUCAUUUGAAGAUGAUGAGUCUUUGGGGGAGGACUCUGAAAGUGACAGUGAUGUGGGUUUCAAAAGCACGAGGAAAGGUUCACAUCAACGGAAAACUAGUGGUCGUUCUACUUUUUCGAUAAAUGCAACUGGACGAAACAACGAGGUACGCACUUCUAGUAGGUCUGUGCGGAAGGUGUCGUACGUUGAAAGUGACGAAAGUGAGGAUGCCGAUGAAAGCAAGAAGAAAAAUCUCCAAAAGGUGCAAUCUAGUUGUGUACCAGAGGAACUUGAAGAGGAAGAUAGUGAUUGUAUUGAGACAGUGAUGUGGCAUCAACCAAAGGGCGUGGUUGAAGAAGCUCUUAGGAGUAAAAGAUCAACUGAUCAUGUUCUACUUAGCUACUUGUUUGAUUCUGAGCCAAAUUGGAAUGAGAUGGAAUUCUUGAUAAAAUGGAAAGGCCAAUCCCAUUUACACUGUCAGUGGAAAUCAUUUUCUAAGCUUCAGAAUCUUAGUGGUUUUAAGAAGGUUUUGAAUUACACUAAAAAGGUAACGGACGAAGUCAGGUUCAGGAAGACAGUCACACGUGAGGAGAUUGAGGUUAAUGAUGUGAGCAAGGAGAUGGACUUGGACCUCAUCAAGCAAAAUAGUCAGGUGGAAAGGAUAAUUUCAGACCGCAUUAGUAAAGACAGUUCUGGAGAUGUAAUUCCAGAGAACCUAGUCAAGUGGCAAGGGUUAUCUUAUGCUGAAGCGACAUGGCUUAUAGCUCUGGAGAACAGUACUACUCACACACCUUUAAGCUCAUCACAGUGUUCUUGCAUGAAGCAAGUCAUGCUAUUGCUUGCAAACUCACAUGUGGUCAUGUGGAGGGAAUCCGAGUCCAUCCAAAUGAGGGUGGCGUCACACAAACGCGUGGUGGUGUAUAUUGGUUGAUAUUACCUGCAGGAUGUAAUACACUUUUUUCCCUAGCAGCUAUUUUUUCUAUGGUCCACGCCCUACUUUCAAGUUUGUUAAGUGGAAAUGAAACAUUGCAUGCUUUUCUUUGAUAGAAUAUUCAUGAAUGUAUUUCCUCUGUCUUUGCAUUCCUUAGUUCAAUUGAUUUUUUUUUUCAAUCUGAACAAAAAAAGCUUCACUUCAAUAGACCUUUUUUUUUUUCUCAGUUCUUUAUGUAUUCAAGGUGUUUCUUACGUGCGUUAAUUAUACAUGUUGGCCUUGCACUUGGUUUCUGGCACUGAACUACCCUUAAGAAUUUCUUAUUACUGAUUAUUCUUUCAAAUUGCAUACACCAAGUUCAAUUGUAGUAAAACUGAAAAUGAGGUCUUUGUAAAGUCAGUAGAAUUUUUUAUUUCUUUUGAUAUUGGUUUUACAAUUCUUGUCAAUUAGCAUGAUGUGUUUCCAUGGCUUCAUGCUUUAUACGAAAUUUUACAUACUCAGAUCUUGGCUCAUCAUUCUGGUGAAUGACUUUGAUACUCGCAUCAACAAAUCUCCUCACUGCGAGAAUUGCUGCUGGUUGUUUAAUUGUUGCUCUAUUUGUGGUGCUCUGUAUUGCUAAAAACGUAAGAUUGCUAUUUCAUAUAUUUCAGUGUUGAGAAAUGAAAACAUUAUUGCAUAUUGUCUUCAUCAGUUACUAUGAAGUGAGCACUUAUUAAUUUUUCCUUUUAAUCUUGUUCAUUAUAUAGUGGACACUCCGUGGACUUUGUAUCGGUAAGAAACUUUAUUGAGUUGUUUAAAAGUACUGUAAAUUUUAUAUAUUCAAAUGCUUCCUUACCAUUUUCAAAUGCUGCCAAUUUUGAGGUUAUAACUUUUUUACAAUGAAUGAUACAUGGUUUUGGACCAAUUACACAAUCUAGAUACAAAGCUCUGCCUGAUGUUCAAUCUGCCUUAUUUUAAGUUUUAAAGUUUCUCACAUGGUGAAAAGGCAUCUAUAUCUUUUCUUUUUUUUUGGUCUAAACUUUGUGCUGAACUGCGACAUUACAUCAUGAUUCUCAGAAGUCGCAGAAAGAGGAGGAUAUGGAGGAGAGAGGUAUGAGCAGCUGGAGUUUCAGAAGAAAGCUAGGCAAUGUUACAAGGCUCUCCAUGAUGCUUCUUGGAGGGUAAUUUUGUGUUUCGUUUGGUGACAAGUAAUAAAGCAUAAUGCAACUUUAAAAGUUGUCUUUUUUUUUAAUAUUGAUUAAAGUAUGAUAAUAGAGAGAUGGGUUAUUUCAUGAACAGUCACAUAUGAGGUACUAAAACUACUAAUUUAUGUUAUUUCAUUUGCUCAUUAGUAAGGAUUGUCAAUAUUACCAGUCCCUUGCAUAAGUUCUUCAUUUGUUUAUAUAUUUAGGAGAAGUAAUUUAUAAGUCAUUAGCAAGUGCAUAUGAAUAUAUUUUGUUUGAAGUUACAAAUUGUAAUAUAUAAUUAUUCUCAAAAACAUCUAAAAGGUUGGAGAAGCAAGGUUCUUUAAAUUGAGGCUUGUCUUACAUAUUCCGCAUUUGCCUCGAUGAAUUUUUAAACCAACUUAUGAUUCUUACUCUAUAAACAGAGCAUUGCACUUUAGCUUUAAUUUUUAUUGUUAACAGUCAACUUAUGGUCAUAUAAAAUGUUGUGUUACAUGUAAUUACCUUCUUUUUCAGUUUUGAGUUUCUUUAAUCGGUGAUUGUCCAAAGUUUUGAGUUUUCAAUAGAUGAUAAAGACGCCAAAAUGUCAUAUAACGAAGCAGAUAGAUUAUAUAGAUCAUCUUAUGUUAAACGAGUAUAGUAUGAAAUAUAUGAAUUUCUAGCCUUGGUAGUGGCACAUUGCUAACUCUGUUAGGAGUUCUUUCAUCUGCAUAUAAUGAUUGAAUAUUAAUGAUUUUGUUGAAUAUGUGUUUCUUUGAAUGUGGUAUUUUAUUACUUGUGAUUUAUUUGUGAGAGUGGAAGUGUUUACUUGUGGUAUUUGUGAGAGUUUCAAGAUUUUAGAAAAAUACAACAAGAAAGGCGUAAUCAUUUACAAUACCCUCGUAGGACUUCACGCCAUAACUAUACUGAAUUGGAAGCUGAUUUACAAGCUAAGGGGGGCACAACAGAGCAAAUAGAUCGACCAGAGGAGGCCAGAAAAGAUUCUUCUAGAGUUGCCUUUUGAAAUGAUAACUAGAGUUUCUUGAGCGGAUGAGUCAUAGAUAGAGUAAGGGUCUAAGAGGCUUGCUAGAGUUACCUUUUGAAAUCAUAGCUAGAGUUUCUUGAGUGGAUGAGUCAUAGCUAGAGUAACUUUUGAAAUCAUAAUUAAAAAAAUAUACUAACUGUAGUAUUUAGUUAGCACUUACACAGUUAUCCCAAGUGAGUUCUAUAUUCCAAGUGAGUUAGCACUUACAUAUUUUAAUCUUGUAAUUUUUAGAUUUGGAACAUACUGAGUUCUAUUGAUUUUGUCUGCUUGUUGAUUCUAUCUGAACUAUAUUGUAAUUACACAGGAAAUUAUGAA
Molecule: messenger RNA, 4451 nt
Organism: Humulus lupulus (European hop)
Lineage: Eukaryota; Viridiplantae; Streptophyta; Magnoliopsida; Rosales; Cannabaceae
Product: protein CHROMATIN REMODELING 5-like
Exons: 10
Coding region: 546-1949 (467 amino acids)
Biological process (GO): regulation of transcription by RNA polymerase II; nucleosome organization
Cellular component (GO): nucleus; chromatin
Molecular function (GO): chromatin binding; histone binding; DNA binding
Source: RefSeq, a predicted model, not a curated record